UCCACAAGUUGAAGCAGUAUGCCGAUGAAUCGAUAAAUCCCGAGUAUGAUUGAUCCUGAGUUCCUGACCGUUGGUUGUAUAUAUGUACAGUAUCCUUGAGACGCGGUUUCGUGAAUAUGUAGACUUCAGCUGUUGUUUCUGCAAGCCGCGCGCGUUAAUUUGCGAGCACUGGUUGCCGUGGAUGACAGAGAACGGCGGCGAGAGGAGGAAGAAGAUCGCGCUGCCGUGGGCGGUGCGGCUCCAGGUGAUGGCCCUCACCACCGCCUGCGAUUUAGCGCAGCGCCGCGACGGCACCGUGAACCGCUUCCUCUUCUCGCUCGUGGACCGCCGGGCCCGCGCGACCUCGCGCCCUGACGCCGCGCACGGCGUCAGCUCCGCCGACGUCACCAUCGACGGCGCCCGCGCCGCCAAGGGCCUCUGGGCGCGCGUCUUCUCACCCCCUUCCCCUCCGGCGGCGCCGCUCCCCGUCGUGGUCUACUUCCACGGAGGCGGCUUCACGCUGCUGUCGGCGGCGUCGGCCCCGAUGGACGCCCUGUGCCGCCGCCUCGCCCGCGCGCUGGGCGCCGUCGUCGUCUCCGUCGACUACCGCCUCGCCCCCGAGCACCCCUACCCCGCCGCCUAUGACGACGGCGAGGACGUCCUCGGCUACCUCGCCGCUACCAACGCCGCUUCUCUCCCCGCCCCCGUCGACCUCUCCCGCUGCUUCCUCGCCGGGGACAGCGCGGGGGGCAACAUCGCGCACCACGUGGCCCACCGCUGGACCUCCGAUGAUCCCAAUAAUCCCAAUCCCAAGCACGUGGUCCAGCUCGCGGGGAUCAUCCUGCUGCAGCCCUACUUCGGCGGCGAGGAGAGAACCGGAUCGGAGAUCUCCCUGGAAGGCGUGGCGCCCGUGGUGAACAUGCGGCGGUCCGACUGGUCCUGGAAGGCGUUCCUGCCGUUGGGAGCGGACCGGAACCACGAGGCGGCGCACGUGACUGGGGAGGCGGAGCCGGAGCCCAAGCUGGGCGAGAGCUUCCCGCCGGCCAUGGUGGUGGUUGGCGGGUUCGACCCGCUGAAGGACUGGCAGCGGCGGUACGCCGUCAUGCUGGAGCGGAAGAACCGCAAUGCAGCGGUGCGGCUGGUGGAUUUCCCGGAAGCCAUCCACGGCUUCUACAUGUUCCCGAAGCUCCCCGAAGCUGGCGAGGUCGUGGAGAAGGUCAGGGCGUUCAUCGAAACCUGCACGGCUCAUCACUAGCUCCCUUCUUCUGGUAUAAUUCGCAUCUUAAACUGCACGGUGAAUUGAAAUAGCAAAACUGUAAUUUUUCUAGGCGCUACAGUAAGUGUAUUAUUCCACAUUUCUAUGCUAUUUUUAAGAACCAUCUGAUCUGUGUUUGGUUGGCUAGGUGGUCUGCUGGGCUGCAUUGUAGCUAGGAUCCUGGUUUUGCUGCGGUCCCGUUUGUUUCAGCUUCUUCAACUUUUGGUGCU
Brachypodium distachyon (stiff brome) is the source of this 1464-nucleotide messenger RNA. Its product is annotated as probable carboxylesterase 18. Gene Ontology annotation, molecular function: hydrolase activity. Bases 83 to 1234 code for a protein of 383 amino acids. The record is from RefSeq and is a predicted model, not a curated record. NCBI's taxonomy places the organism in Eukaryota, Viridiplantae, Streptophyta, Magnoliopsida, Poales, Poaceae. The transcript has a single exon.